CUUUCUCUUCCUAUUAGAUUUCUUUGGCGCCCUUUUCCCUGAUAUCCGAGUUCGGUCACGUUGAACCAACCAUCGGGUUUUAUUGUCUCGGCGCUCCGCUAACGCGACGUCAAUACUUGCUGUAGCGGGAAUGGGGGGCUUUUACGAGGGGGAGGACCCGAUGGACGGAGUACUACAUCCGUCUAUGAUGCGACAUCCAGGAUACAUACCUAGGCGGUUUGAUGAGUUUUAUAGAUGCUACCCCGUGGCCAUGCUUCCCGGACCAGAACGAGAAAAUGUUAACCAUGGCGGAAAAGUCAUCAUGCCGCCAAGUGCGCUGGACAAGCUCACACGGCUUCACAUUACAUAUCCCAUGCUUUUUGAGCUUCACAAUCGAGUGAAAGACCGGACUACGCACGCUGGAGUUCUGGAGUUUAUUGCUGAGGAGGGAAAGAUAUAUCUGCCAUUCUGGAUUAUGCAAACCCUUCUUCUUGAACCUGGAGAUCUCUUGCAAAUUAAAUCAACAGAUCUUCCGCCAGGUCAGUACAUCAAACUGCAAGCGCAGUCAACGUCGUUCCUCGAUAUUAGCGACCCCAAGGCUGUCCUAGAGAAUGCCUUCCGCAACUUCUCUUGCCUUUCUAAAGAUGACAUUUUUACCUUCUCAUAUAAUGACCACACCUACGAAAUGGCGGUGCUCGAGACAAAACCACAGCACUCCAAAAAUGCUAUCUCGGUUUUGGAAACAGACCUCGAAGUAGACUUUGCUACCCCUGUGGGAUACGAAGAACCAAAACGAAUCAACGAACCGAGCAAGCCGCAGAGUGCAAUUGGCGGAAGUCUUCCGGCUGGUGGCAUGCUUCAUUCUCACGGCACAAUGGCACAGUCAAUAAAUUACUCCGCCAUUGCGCCUGAGUUAAUGGACGCGACAAAGGGAGCCAAGGCUAUAUCUUCUAACUUCCUUAUCGGUGGGCAACGGCUGAAUACUAAGAAGGGAAGCAAAGGAUCAACUCCAACAGCGUCCACUCCAGUGUCUGGCGCAUCUUCUAAUGCUUCACAACUUCCUCUGCCCAAUCCCGGGAUGAAUGGGCCUCAACCACUCCGUUUACAGCCUGGUAAGCUGUUUUUUGGCUAUGCGCUUAAACCAGUGAAGAAGCGAGAUGCGAAAGAGAAAGUGGAGGAUGGGCAGCCAAAAUUCAAUGGGGUUGGCCAAACAUUGCGUGGAGUCGCCAAAAGAAAAGGGGCAAGUACUGGAGACCCAUCAACUCCCGUGUCUACCAGCGAUAAUGAGAGCAAAAGUGAUCCGAAAGCACGGAGCCCGGGUCGAACGCUCGGGCAUAGAUCCAAUCGCCCAAUGUAGUUGGACUUUGCUUGUUUCGUUUUAGCAUAGCUAGGACAACAACGUGA
Histoplasma capsulatum G186AR is the source of this 1383-nucleotide messenger RNA. RefSeq names its product ubiquitin fusion degradation protein. NCBI's taxonomy places the organism in Eukaryota, Fungi, Ascomycota, Eurotiomycetes, Onygenales, Ajellomycetaceae. The record is from RefSeq and is a predicted model, not a curated record. The coding region runs from base 131 to 1336 and encodes 401 amino acids. Gene Ontology annotation, molecular function: polyubiquitin modification-dependent protein binding. The transcript has 4 exons. Gene Ontology annotation, cellular component: VCP-NPL4-UFD1 AAA ATPase complex.